Naegleria fowleri is the source of this 603-nucleotide messenger RNA. RefSeq lists its product as uncharacterized. NCBI's taxonomy places the organism in Eukaryota, Heterolobosea, Eutetramitea, Acrasida, Naegleriidae. The transcript has 2 exons. The coding region runs from base 1 to 603 and encodes 200 amino acids. The record is from RefSeq and is a predicted model, not a curated record.
AUGUUCAAACUCGUAAAUCAUCUUUCAUCACCAGCAUACAAGAAGCGAUCUCUCCAAUGCUUCACCAUCCUUGGUUGUUGUCAUCCGCAACAGCAACCCUUUUCAAUCAAUUUAUUCCACCACAAUAACAACCCAGAGUCAAGAACAAAAAUUCAUUUCCGAAAGGGAAUUAAGAUUGGAGAAAAAGCAACCUUGAAGAGACGCUUCUCAGCUCAAGAUGUGUCAGAUUUUGCCAGAUUAUCUGGCGAUUACAAUCCUUUACAUUUUGAUUCUGAAUUUGCAAAACAAAAUGGGCUUUUCAAAGAUAGAAUUGUGCACGGUGUGUUGGUGUCAUCUUUGUUAAGUAACUUGGCAGGCACAGUCAUGCCAGGUGCUGGCUCAAUAUACAUGUCUCAAGAAUUGAAAUUCUUAAGACCUGUUUACAUUGAUCAAGAAAUCGAAGCCUCAGUUGUGUUGAAAGAGGCCCAAAGCACAAGAAAAAGUGGAGACAAAAAAGUAAUAUUUGUGGUGGAAACGGAAAUUCGAUCUGUAGAUAACGGAGAUUUAUUAGUGUGUGGAAUUUCAAGAUUAUAUCACGCAAAUUUAGAGGUUAUCGAACAGUAA